AUGAAUCUGCUAUUGUUUCCUUUUUCAACAUAUCAUGCGAAUUACCAACCAGAUGUUUUAACUAAUGUUUUACUUUUGGAAGCAGAAGAUGAGGCCACAAAUAAAAAGUCAACAAUAAAUGAUGAAGAAGAUGAAAGUCAAGAUAAAGAUAUGACUAGCUUCACCGUCGACAAAAAUGUCCCGAAUAUUAGCAAAAAGGAAACAAAAUUUUGGGAGGAAAAGAUAGAGAGUUAUUUAAAACCACAUGAUAAGAUGGAUAAGUUUACGAUUGCACGAGAGAAAAAACUGAAAACCGAAUUAGUUGAGUUAAGGAAUAGCGUCUGCUUAUUUGUUUAUCUUUUGAAUGCCAUUCUUGUAACAAUUAUGUUUGGGCUAACACAAGUAAAUGCUUUCAAAGACUCAUUAACAGCUGGAUUUGACUGUGGUGGCGAAAAUAUUUCGAUUGUCCCUAUAGCAAUACUUUUUAGUGCUGUAUUUGGAAUUCUUCUUUUAAUACAGUUUUUAUGUAUGCUGUACCAUAGAUUUUCCACGCUCGUUCAUAUCACUGCUAAUACUGAUUUACGUAAUACUGACGAUGAAUAUAGUGCUGAAAUAUUGAAGAAAAUUGUUGCUGAUGCUGUAGAACGGAACAGGGACCAACCAGAAGACGGAACGGACAUGGACAUGAAUAGAUCUGUGUUCAAAGCUAAGGAAAAGCGUUAUGAAAAUUUCAAAGAUUUGAUGAUGAGAAAUCAACCGAAACUACGAUCAAUGAUUAAAGGAUCGCUUUACUUAAAGAAUUUGUCAAUGCAGAAGAAAGUAACAGACAAAUGGCUAUCUGUUUUAAACAAACAGAAUAAACCAGAACCAAAAUUAAAAAAUGUUGUAGAAAAAGUUAAGAACAGUAAAAUUGGUCCGGCGCCAGCGAAUGAUUCUCAACCGGCCACUUCUAACACAGAUAGCAAUGUUUAAACAUGAAGGUAGUAAAAUGAAUGAAACAAAUUGUAGAUAAUAUUUUUUAGUUACAAAUGACACAAAUGCAAAAAGGAAAAAGAAAAAUUAUAAUAAAUAAAUACUUGCCAUUUCUGUCAUAAAAUCAAUAAUAUUUCUUAUAAUUAUG
Molecule: messenger RNA, 1099 nt
Organism: Mytilus trossulus (common blue mussel)
Lineage: Eukaryota; Metazoa; Mollusca; Bivalvia; Mytilida; Mytilidae
Product: chitin synthase chs-2-like
Exons: 1
Coding region: 1-951 (316 amino acids)
Cellular component (GO): cell periphery; cell septum
Molecular function (GO): chitin synthase activity
Source: RefSeq, a predicted model, not a curated record